GCAUGACAGCGGCGCUUUGACAGAUUGACACGUCAGUAUCCAGCAGCACAUCACAAGUUUGCUCUUGUGAGCCCCUCGCGCUCCGACUUCUUCACGACUAUAAGAUCAGGCAAAGGUUCGGAAGGGCUUUCCCAUUUCACAUGACCAUACACUGAGGUGUCUAAUGGCCUCCAGCUCAGGGCUGUCCAUCUGAGAAAGGCAGACACUUAAAGAGAGAGAAGAGUUUCCCACAGAGCAUGGCCUCUGGCAAAGAAGAUGGCGUGGAUGAAAGAACGGUGGACAUUAAAGAAGAGGACUGUGAGCGGCUCACACCAGAGGAUGUGUGUGUGAACCUGGAGGAUCACGAAGAAAGAAUUUCAGUUUUUAAAAGGGAGGACUGCAAGGAGGCGAUUGCUGCCAUUAAAGCUGAGGAUUUGAAUGAUUUCUCCGUUGGUCUUGAACUUCAAAAGCAUGAAACUGAGGAUAUUUUCAAGCAAGAUGCCUGUGAAGAAUCUCCAUCCAGUUUACAGCCCUGGUCCACUAAUACGGGACGACUGGCUACACAGGAGAAUUCUGUAGAGCUGAAAUCAGAGUUAUCGGAGUCUGAAGAGAAAAUCACCGAGGGAAAUGGGAGAGAAGGAGAAGAGUCACCUGGGAGUGUUGGAAUAAAUUUACAGAAGAAUGGCAGCUUCUCUUCACCUUCAUUUGGUCAGCCCUCUCCUCAAUACAAAGAGAAAGAUAUGAAGAAAUCAGCAAGAGGAUCAGAUGACCAGACAGCAGCCUUUUUGCAGUGCAAUUCUCUCCCUGCUACUGGAGUAACACAGACAGAAGCCAUCAAAACUGAUCGACAGCAAGUGGAGAAAGAAAAUCAAAUUCAUACUGGAAAAAAAUGUUGUUUGGAAUGUGGCAAACAAUUCACAUGCAAAAGUGAUCUUAAUAAGCAUAUGAAGAUCCACACUGGAGAUAAAACAUAUUGUUGUCAUGAAUGUGGUAAGUCGUUCUCAAGGAGAAGCUAUGUUCGGGACCACAGAAGAAUCCAUACAGGAGAAAAACCUCAUUGCUGUUCAGAAUGUGGUAAGUCGUUCUCAUGGAUAAGCCAUCUUCAGAGACACAGAAGAAUCCACACAGGUGAAAAAUCUCAUUGUUGUCCAGAAUGUGGUAAGUCUUUCCAAAACAGAAGCCAUCUUCAGAGGCACAGAAUAAUCCACAUAGGAGCAAAACCUCAUUGUUGUCCAGAAUGUGGCAAGUCCUUCUCAUGUAUAAGCAAUCUUAAGAGGCACAGAAAAAUCCACACAGCAGAAAAACCUUAUUAUUGUCCAGAAUGUGGCAAGUCGUUCUCAUAUAUAAGCAAUCUUAAAAGCCACAUAAGAAUCCACACAGGAGAAAAACCUCAUUGCUGUUCAGAAUGUGGUAAGUCGUUCACUUGGAGAAGCCAUCUUCAGAGACACAGAAGAAUCCACACAGGAGAAAUACCUCAUUGCUGUUCAGAAUGUGGAAAGUUGUUCUCAAGGAGAAGCUAUCUUCUAAAGCACAGAAGAAUCCACACAAGAGAAAAACCUCAUUGUUGUGCAGAAUGUGGCAAACAAUAUUCUCACAAAUGCAGUUUUCAAAGGCACAAACAAAUUCAUACUGGAUAGAAGCCAUAUUGCUGUUCUCAAUGUGGAAAAAAGUUUUUCAACAUUAGCUGUUUUCGACUACACACA
Erpetoichthys calabaricus (reedfish) is the source of this 1682-nucleotide messenger RNA. Its product is annotated as zinc finger protein 660-like. The coding region runs from base 237 to 1616 and encodes 459 amino acids. The record is from RefSeq and is a predicted model, not a curated record. Lineage: Eukaryota; Metazoa; Chordata; Cladistia; Polypteriformes; Polypteridae. The transcript has 3 exons.